This is a messenger RNA of Myotis lucifugus (little brown bat), 5657 nucleotides long. RefSeq names its product cyclin T2 (gene CCNT2). Lineage: Eukaryota; Metazoa; Chordata; Mammalia; Chiroptera; Vespertilionidae. Gene Ontology annotation, biological process: positive regulation of DNA-templated transcription, elongation; regulation of transcription by RNA polymerase II. The transcript has 4 exons. Gene Ontology annotation, cellular component: cyclin/CDK positive transcription elongation factor complex; nucleus. The record is from RefSeq and is a predicted model, not a curated record. The coding region runs from base 1867 to 3294 and encodes 475 amino acids. Gene Ontology annotation, molecular function: cyclin-dependent protein serine/threonine kinase activator activity.
UGACUCUUAAAUUUUAGUACAGAUUUUAUAUAUAUUUAAACUCCUCUUGUCUGACUAACAUUUUGAGUAACAGGGUUUGUAUCUCACACCAUUUAAUAAAUUUUCUUUCAUGUUUGGUCUCUUUUUUUCUUUGUUCUAUUACAAUUUCAAGCUAACAAGAGAACAUUUCCCCUACAUUCUUCCUCUGUUGCACAGUGAGGUUAUUGAAUUUAGACAUAUUCUGAGGUGAAAACUGCUACGGCAAUUUAAAAUUUCUCGUCUACAUAUUUUGCAUCUUUUGUGAAGGGAGUAAAUGGUUUGGCUUCUUUCAAGUCCUUUACCUCUCUCCUUUCCCCACAAGAGAAAAUUGGUAUUAUGCUCCUUUGCUGCAGAAUUGGCUAAUGUCAUUUUACAGGGACUUUCACUUUUCUGAUUUAUCCUUCCUUUCCCAUAAGGAAAGAAAGCAAUACUUAAGUCACACUGUCUCCAGGACAUCUGAUGCUUUGACACUCUUAGCACAGCUCUGCUAAACCCAGGUCCCUUUUUAAGAUUCACAUGGGGCAGCAGGGAUUACAGGUGUUGCAGAUAAAACUAGGAGGGGGCAAGGAUUUUGAGGCCUUUUAGAGAGGGGUGAGUUGAAGGGAACUAAUCCUAGUUAAAACAAAGGGGAAAGAUUAUGUCAGUUUUAUGAAUGUAAUUGGAAGAAAAGGGUGAACUAUAUGUAGCAGAGACAUCCCUGUUGGGAAGAAUAAGAAGCAGAAGGGGAGGGCCAGUUUUCCAUUUCAGUGUCUUAAUUUCCAUUCUUGGAGGGGGUGACAGUGUUGAAGCAUCAUGAUUCCCUCUACAGUACUCAUAUCAUAAUCUAAAGUUCUAUUAAUUGGAUUCUAUAAUUUAAAAAAAAUAAUAAUAUAGUGGAGUUUCCUAUAUCUGUCCUUAUAAUGUUUUAGGUUGUUUAUUCUCUGUUGAUGCUUAGUAGCAUGAUGAAAAACUGAGCAGUUGUGCUCUCUGACUUUGGAGGGUGGGGGUUUGUUUUCUUUUAUUUUGAUGGAAGUGCUAAGCCAAUUUAAAUAUGACUGAGGAUUAAGUCUGGCAGGCAACUCUUUGUAUUUUGUAUUAGACUUCAAAAUCUUUUCUUCUUCUUCCUCUUCUUUUUUUUUAAAUCCAGGAGAAUGCUUUAUUGCAACUUUUAGCUGACUAGAUGCUUAACUUAGUAACAAGUUUAGCCCUUGUAACUGGCUAGCUAAAAGCAAAUCGGCUUGUUUCUCAGAUCUUUGGGGGAUAGCAAGAAACAUUUGAGUGAAUGUUGUUGAAGAUUUUCAGUAGUAUAGAAAAUGAUGGCGCUCUUGUGAUAUUUGUAAGUACAAGCAAGGAUUUGGCACAGACAUCCUAUUUCAUGGCUACCAACAGGUUGUUAUCCUGACCCUCUUUGUUGCACUGUUGUAGCACACUAUAGCUUCCUUUAAUGCAGGGCCCCCUCAAUGUGUCUCUUACCCUUGUUGCAACAGGAGACUGGACCAUCUACUGUGGUGGUACCUUCCUGUCUGCUUUGCGGUGUAUUGUACAAGGGACUUUGGGCACAGAGGGGUUAAAUGCACAAUGUGAAGUGUAGUGGUGCUUUCUGAUGACAUAUUCUCGAUUUGUGAGUGCAUAAGUCUAAAAUUGGUAGCCUGAAUAGCAGCUAAAGAUUACACAGAGCUAAACUUAACGUAGAAAUUCGAGCAACUUGUCUACAUCUUACCACCUUCUGUCUUCAGUACAAACCAACAGUGAUAGCAUGUGUAUGCAUUCAUUUGGCUUGCAAAUGGUCUAAUUGGGAGAUUCCUGUGUCAACUGAUGGAAAACAUUGGUGGGAAUAUGUGGAUCCUACAGUUACUUUAGAAUUAUUAGAUGGCUGAUCAGGCGGCUAAGAAACCAAAAGUAGAUAGACAAGUAUCGGAAACACCGCUUCUUGGUUCAUCUUUGGUCCAAAAUUCCAUUUUAGUAGAUAGUGUUGCUGGUGUGCCUGCAAACCCAAGUUUUCAGAAACCAUCUACAUCAGCAUUCCCUGCACCAGUACCUCUGAAUUCAGGAAAUAUUUCUGUUCAAGACAGCCAUACGUCUGAUAAUUUGUCAGUGCUAGCAACAGGAAUGCCAGGUACCUCAUACAGUUUGUCGUCACACCAAGAAUGGCCUCAACAUCAAGAAUCAGCAAGGACCGAGCAGAUAUAUUCACAGAAACAGGAGACAUCUCUGUCUGGUAGCCAGUACAACAUCAACUUCCAGCAGGGACCUUCUCUCUCCCUGCAUUCAGGAUUGCAUCACAGACCUGACAAAAUUUCUGAUCAUUCUUCUAUUAAGCAAGAAUAUACUCAUAAAGCAGGGAGCAGUAAGCACCAUGGGCCAAUAUCUGCUACUCCAGGAGUUAUUCCUCAGAAGAUGUCUUUAGAUAAAUACAGAGAAAAACGUAAGCUAGAAACCCUUGAUCUGGAUGUCAGGGAUCAUUAUAUAGCUGCCCAGGCAGAACAGCAACACAAACACGUGCAGUCGCAGGCAACCAGCAGCAGCUCUGUAACUUCUCCCAUUAAAAUGAAAAUUCCCAUCACAAAUGCAGAAAAACCUGAAAAAUAUAUGGCAGAUAAGAAGGAAAAAAGUGGAUCGCUAAAAUUACGGAUCCCAUUACCACCCACUGAUAAAAGUGCCAGUAAAGAAGAACUGAAAAUGAAGAUAAAAGUUUCUUCAGAAAGGCACAGCUCUUCUGAUGAAGGCAGUGGGAAGAGCAAGCAUUCCAGCCCACAUAUUAGCAGAGACCAUAAAGAUAAGCACAAGGAACAUCCCUCCAAUCGCCACCACCCCAGCAGUCACAAGCAUUCCCACUCACACAGUGGCAGCAGCAGUGGUGGCAGUAAACACAGUGCUGAUGGAAUACCACCCACUGUUCUGAGGAGUCCUGUUGGCCUGAGCAGUGAUGGCAUUUCCUCUAGUUCCAGCUCUUCAAGGAAGAAGCUGCAUGUCAAUGAUGCAUCUCACAACCAUCACGCCAAAAUGAGCAAAAGUUCCAAAAGUUCAGGUAGUUCAUCUAGUUCUUCCUCCUCUGUUAAGCAGUAUAUAUCCUCUCACAACUCUGUUUUUAACCAUCCCUUACCCCCUCCUCCCCCUGUCACAUACCAGGUGGGCUACGGACAUCUCAGCACCCUCGUGAAACUGGACAAGAAGCCAGUGGAGACCAACGGUCCUGAUGUCCAUCACGAGUACAGUACAAACAGCCAGCAUAUGGACUACAAAGACACAUACGACAUGCUGGACUCGCUGUUAAGUGCCCAAGGAAUGAACAUGUAAUUGUUUAGGUCAAUUUUUCCUUUCCUUUUUUAAUUUAAAAAUUGUUAGAAUGGAAUCCUCCUGAUCUAGCAGUGGUAACACCUGCCGUUGCUGCCACUGUUUCAAUAUUUGUAAGUGCUGCUUUAUUCUUCAUUCUGAAAAGAAGAGAUUAUAGUAAACAAGUCUUUAUCUCCACAUAUGAUAGUGUUAUAAAUACUGUAAAAGCAUGGAAGGUGCAAAGCUCAGUUUUUCUACAAUUGCAGCUGAGAACAUUAGGAUGAAUGGCUGGCUGCUUCUAGGAAUAUAAGAUGCCUCAAGCAUUUGUUAUUUAUAAUUUGAAUACUGUAGCUAUAUUAUUUUUGUUGUUGCUUGACUUUUGAAUGAGUGUAAAUUGUUUUCUUUUGUGUAUUUAUACUUGUAUGUAUGAUUUGCAUGUUUCAAUGUUAAAGGGAUAAAACAGUAUACUGAAAACAGUUUACAGGAAAGUGGAGAAAAAUGUACAUACAUUUUUGUAUGUUUAGAUAUUACCAUAAAUACUCAGGAUUGGAGCUGCUUGUAAGUAUAACAAUAUACAGAAUAACUUUAUUUUAUCUUGUCAGAGUCCAUCACUAAUCUAAAACAAAGGUGGCACUUUUCAUGUUAACCUUAAACUCUAGGCCUUACUGGAAGCCUCUGAAGGGGGACGCUUCAAUACCAGAUGGGUAUGCAGUGCCACAGAUGGUCACUUACACUGUGAGGCACUGACCUGCCUUCAGAGGUUCUGACCAGAUUGGCUGCUGAAAUAGCCCCUAGUUUUCUAAAGGCUUGAAGAGGAAAAAAUUAAGUUUACAUACUCUUGAUGUGAAGUGCAGUUAAAUGUUUGUUGGUUUGUUGCAGUACUAUAACACAGAGUUGUUAAUAAUGGUUAUGUAGAUUACUGUGAUUUGAAAACUAAAUUCACAAAAAGUACAUAGUGAAAAAUUAAGUUUUUUCCUUAAAGAAAAAACGUCAACACUACAUAGUUAAACAGUAAAUAGGGAUCGCAUUUCCUUCAGCAUUCGGAAUGACAGUGUAUUCUCAAACAUACUCCUCCCCUCAAGCUUGUUUGUGUGUGAUGCCACAUUUCUUUUUCAGGUAAAUUCAGUCUUCCUUUAAAAAUAAAAUUAAAACUAUUACUCUCUCAGUUCUUUUAUAUUCUAACAAUAAAUAAAAAGAAAAGAUCACUGUGCAUUGUACCUGUAUUUAUAGCUUAUCAGGAACCUCUGAGGAAAAAAAGGUAGACAGCUAGUGGAGGUUUUACAUUUGUUUGCACGUCUCAGUAUAGUCCUGUUGAGGUCAUAUUGGCACAGUCAUCUGACUUUGAAUAAACAAUAGACAUUAAUUUGUUUAAAAUUUGUUUUAAACAGCAGUAAUAUGGCCUGGUUUAUCGGUGAGUCUUCUAUUUAUUCUGUGGUAAAUCUUUGAGCUGUUGAGUAUCUUUGAGAUGGGUUGAAUUCAGCUUCUGUUGAACUGAAAGCUGUCUUCAUUUUUCCUCUAUGUAUAUGAUUUAUUUUUGUUUUAAAAAGCCACUGAUAUGUGCACAAUUGUAAUUUUAUUCAAGUAUGUUGCAGUUGUAAAUAUUAGAGUUUAAUCUUGUGCUCUACUUUUAUUUAGCAAUUACCUAAUUUGCCAAUAGCUUUAUAAUUUUUUAAAAGAUAAUUGUUUGUUAUUUUGUUAAUGUUAUUUGAAUUUAGUAUAGUAGGAGCUACUUUCUAGGGACUUUCCCUAGCUAGCAUGUCCUAACAUUUGUUCGUCUUGCAUAACUUUAGUAAUCUUUGUCAUUAUGUGUAACUUUGUUGUUUUGUAUGGCAUAUUAUUGUUAUCCACAAACAUAAUUUUGAUGCAGUUAUACUUUGACAGUGGUACAUAAUCCAAGGACUAGUAUAUAGAAUUAAGCUGAGUACAGAAUGAGGGAGGGAAGGGUUUUGUUCUUGGUAAUUUAGAUGUGAAACCUCUAAGGAGCUAUCAUGUGAAACUACAUAGUGUGGUUAUGCUACUGUAUACUUAGGGAUGAUAAUACCAGGAAUUUUAAUAAGAUUUUGUAAAGAAUAUCCAGAAAAUUAGUGAACAUAUUUUCAGUAUGACAUAGAAAACAAUGUGAAUAUUUAAGGUCUGUGACUAUACUUAAACUUCACAAAGAAUUUGCAGAAUUGUUUUGAGAUGUGGGAAUAAAAGUAAUUUUGUUGAAUCUUUAUUGGUGCUAAUGAUGGACAGUUAAAAAGUUAGCUAGUGUAUAUUGUUAUGGGUCAGUACUUAUUAGUACUUCCCAAAUUGAAUUUAAAAUGCUAUGUAUUCUCUUUUCACUCUGUAAAUGUAAAUCUUUACAAUGACUUUAUUUAUUAAAGGGCAGCCAGUUGUAAUUUUUA